AUGGGCAAUGGGAACACAACUAUGGGCGGCUUCAACAAGUCCUGCUCCCAUCAAGCCUUAAAUACCUCCCAUCAGGCGACUUCAGAAAUAGCGCUUGUCGGUUUUAAACCAGAGGAGUUGACAAUUUACCUUACAGUGACACUUUUUAUGCUGGUUGUCAUGCUUCUUAAACUUGGUUAUAGAAAAGUUCCACAUUUGGGUGCCUACUUUCCCGAAUCUCUUCUCCUCAUGUUGGUGGGACUGGCGUUUGGAGCGAUUAUUCGCUACACUGACAGUGGUUGCACAUAUGCUAAUACACUACGUCUUUCUCCGAACCUCUUCUUCACCAUUCUCCUACCACCCAUCAUGCUUGAAUCCGCCUACAGCAUCUACAAUAAAAAAUUUGGUGAAAUUUUUGCAACCAUACUUUUCUUUGCCGUGAUUGGAACUGUGCUCAACUUCCUACUCAUUGGUUUAGGACUUUAUGUUGUGGACAAAACAAUUGGCCUAGGUGAACCCAAGCUCUACUUUGGAAUAAAGGAGUUUUUCCUCUUCGCCUCUCUCAUUGUUGCUGUAGAUCCGGUGGCUGUGUUGGCGAUAUUUCAAGACAUAGGCGUUGAUCUCAAUCUGUAUUACAUGGUUUUCGGCGAGUCAUUGUUGAAUGAUGCUGUGACAGUUGUGCUGUACAACAUAAUGAGUGCUUUUGUGGCAUCAACAAGUGUGAGUGGAUGGCAGAUAGCAGUGGGCAUUGGAUCCUUCUUCACUGUCAGUUUGGGAGGAGCUGUGAUUGGACUUCUUCAUGGCAUCUUCUCCUGCUUCUUAACGCGUUUCAGUGUAGUCUCUGAGACUAUUGGCAUCCUCCUAACUAGCUACUUAGCCUACAUUGUUGCCGAUUUGUUCGCUUGGUCUGGAAUUAUCUCCAUAAUAGUCUGCGGAGUGUUUCAAUCGGCUUAUGCUUUUCAUAAUCUCACACCAUUGUCUGUUAUGGUGUUGGAAUCGGCUGUGGAACAGGUAGCGUCAAUUGCUGAGGCCAUUAUUUUCCUUCUUCUCGGUUCUGAAGUCUUUGCACUCAAUCUUCGAUGGCAUGCUGGAUUUUUGAUCACCUCUUUGCUGCUUAGCGUGAUUGUUCGAUUUGUUGUGACUGCAAUCCUAUCCAUAAUCGUAAACAAAAAUCGGUCUAAACAGAACCGAAUAUCGUGGUCCGAACAAAUUAUAAUUAGCUAUGGAGGACUGCGUGGAGCUGUAGCAUUUUCACUAGCUGUUCUAAUCAAUGCUGAAAGCCUAGGUGACGGAUCACACCUUGCAAGAGAUGUUCAAGUAACCGCCGCAAUCGCUGUCAUUUUCUUCACCGUAGCAGUGAUGGGAACAACUAUUAAACCAUUGGUUCGAUUGCUCAACAUUCGCCUACACUCAGACAAGGACUCUGCAAGAAAUCUUUUUCUCACUCUAAAUGAUUCAGUGAUGGAGGAUAUUCUUGUCUUCAUUGAGGAGUUAAUGUCAUCACGUGGUGUUCACUCCUUUGUGCGUGCAUUAUCUGCUUUUGACGACAAGUAUAUCCGACCCAUACUACAAAGAGAUGCUGCCACCCAUGAAAUGCGAAUUGUUAAUGCGUAUGCAAAAUUAGCACUUCAGAUUCACUCCGAAGCUAUAGGAACACGCGGUCCCUCAGAACCCAAACAAUCAAUUGCUCGUAGUGAGCGGAGCAUUGAAGAAGUGCCACCAAAAGAUGACAUUGGGGUAGAAAUUAUACCUGACUUACUGUUUUCAUCAAGUCUACCAUCUGCAAGUUAUCGCCAUCGGCUAACACUGGCAGCCAUAUCUAGCGUAGGUCCAGAGGUUACGUAUGGCCAUGUCAAAAAUAUUAAUUUUGCGUCAGCACAAAGAGCACAGUUUGCGAAAUUGAGUCGUGCUCAAGCAACCUUUGCGAGAACGAUGGAUUUAUAUGCACGACAACAUGAAUCCAUGGAGCCAACCGAACCCAAGGAGUCGCGCCAUGGAAUUAAUCGACACAGAGGCCAACUCAUACGGCAAAUUGCAAAUUGUACAGAUAGUGAGACUCAUUCUGCAACGAGGUCUCAAGGAUUGAAGCUGCAUUCAUGUCGAUUGGAGCCAACACCCACCUCCAUCACACUUGCUGCAAUGCAGGAGGAGAGGGAGGCACCAGAGGAUGGGGAACAGGAAAUGAAGGAGGGCAGAGGUGUUCGCUCAAAGUCGAUUGAUUUGUAA
This is a messenger RNA of Hydatigera taeniaeformis, 2205 nucleotides long. NCBI's taxonomy places the organism in Eukaryota, Metazoa, Platyhelminthes, Cestoda, Cyclophyllidea, Taeniidae. The record is from the annotation of a GenBank genome assembly.